CGCUAACACCCAGUAACGUCUGCGGUUUGUCUCGCAAAAGUCCAAAACCUUUCCCUACCAACACAAGUUCGAGACAUCUGCUCCACCGCAAACCUCUCUCUCUCCCCCGACAGAGUCAUCUGAGGAUAAGGGAAUCCAAAAAUCCAACGACACCCUCCCGUUCUCCACCUCACUUCCCUCUUCUUCUUCUUCUUCUUCUUCCUCCUUGUUCCUCUUGGGCUCAUAUGGCAGUUGCUUUUUCUGGGCAGCCCUUUUCUUCUUGUGCCCAAUAAAUGCUUAGCAAUGGAGUCUCGAAGAAGACUCGCCAUUCUUUGCUCCCACCUACUCCCCUCUUCUGCUUCACCUGUUGCUUCCUCCCAAUCACAGUUUCUGUCUCCUUGUAAUUCUUCUUCUGAUUCUAAUUUUAUGAUGGGCUCCGGCGGUGGUGCUGGCGGCGAAAAACAGAGGGACCAAGAUUGUGUCUUUUGCUCUAUUGUUCGCGGCCAAUCUUCGGCCUUCAAACUUUACGAAGAUGAUUCUUGCCUCUGUAUUUUGGAUCGAAACCCGUUGAGUCAUGGGCAUUCCCUUAUUAUACCAAAGGCUCACUUUUCUACCUUGGAGUCAACCCCUCCAUCUUUGGUGGCAGCAAUGUGUUCAAAGGCACCUUUUAUUGCGAAUGCUCUAAUGAAGGCCACUGGCUCUGAUUCAUUCAACAUGCUAGUGAAUAACGGGGCAGCUGCAGGGCAAGUUAUAUACCAUACACAUAUCCAUAUAAUCCCACGCAAGACAAACGAUUGCUUGUGGACAACUGAGAGCUUGCCAAGGUAUCCCAUAAUCUUCGAUCAGGAAGCUUCCCGUCUCGUUUCAUCCAUCCGAGAGCAGCUGACAAACGUUUAUGGUGAUUACAAGGGCCAGGAAUCAGGGCUAUCUCGAUUCUCUCUCUGACCCUGGAAGAGCAGAACAGAUGCCGCCGUUGAUGAUGUUGCACAUGUUGGCUUACAAACAGAGUUACAACUUACAAGUUACGAUGUACCAUAAACAAACGGGAGAAUGUAUACUCUCAAUUCUCAAAGUGUGUUCGUUGAGAAAUGAGAAUCCUCAAGGAUCAAACCGUUCACUGGACUUGUAAGACUGUUUUUCAACAUUCAUAGUUUCAUACCAGCCAAAUCUUGUAAAAACAAUCAGCUUCCUAAUGAUCUCGUUUGAAAGGAAAGGACACUGCAAAACGGUGCCGUAUGUGAAGAGGUAACAGCUAGGGAAACGGAAAGAUCCCACCUCCUAUACAGAUUCGGACUGGUCGGAGUGAACUCUGCUUCUCCUUUUCCGACGAGAAAUCGGCAACAAAAUCAGUGGCUAUAAAAAGACCCGACCCCCGACUAACGAAAACCCAAUUGCAAACUCGCACUCAGAUUAGCAAAGGAGAAGGGCAAGAAGAAAUCACCAACCCCCCUUGUCAGGUUCGAUCGGCAGCUGAAAAAGAUGCAGGUCUUCGUGAAAACGCUCACCGGGAAGACGAUUACUCUGGAGGUGGAGAGCAGCGACACCGUGGACAAUGUCAAGUCCAAGAUUCAGGACAAGGAAGGGAUUCCGGCCGACCAGCAGCGCCUGAUUUUCGCCGGGAAGCAGCUGGAAGACGGCAGAACUCUGGGCGAUUACAACAUUCAGAAGGAAUCGACGCUUCACUUGGUUCUGAGGCUCAGGGGAGGGACGAUGAUCAAAGUGAAGACGCUGACGGGGAAAGAGAUUGGUGUCGACGUGGACUUGAACGACACGGUUGCAGGGAUAAAGGUGAAAGUGGAGGAGGUGGAAGGAAUCCCGCCGAACCAGCAGCGGCUGAUCUUCAAAGGAAAGCAGAUGGCGGAUGACAAGACGGGGAAGGAUUACCAAAUUGAAACCGGCGACGUUCUUCAUCUCGUUCUUGCACUCAGGGGCGGCGCUGCCGGCGGAAGUACGGUUGGGUUUAAUUAGUUGGGCUUGGGCCAUGGUGCCGGAUCGGGGUUUUUAUUUUUUCUCUCUUAUUUGCAUAUGGGCUUUUGUUCAAUCAUUUUUUAUUUGUCUGUGGGAAAACUCUGUAAUUUUGAAGGAUACGUUUUGUGAUUUUUUCUUUACGUAGG
Linum tenue is the source of this 2093-nucleotide messenger RNA. NCBI's taxonomy places the organism in Eukaryota, Viridiplantae, Streptophyta, Magnoliopsida, Malpighiales, Linaceae. The record is from the annotation of a GenBank genome assembly.